CCCACUGUUGUCUAUCCUCCUGAGAUACAGCAGGUAGUUGACCAGUAUGCUGAUCUGAUGCAGAAGCCCGUUGGACUACCCAACCGGCCAACCAAGCAUCACAUUGAGCUGCUGCCUGGAGCGGUCCCUCCCAAGGGCCGCAUCUACAGGAUGUCCCCUGCUGAGCUUGAGGAGCUCAGGAAACAGCUUGAGACCCUGACCAGCAAAGGUUGGAUCAGACCCAGCACAUCUGAAUUCGGUGCACCUGUCCUCUUUGUGCCCAAAGGGAACGGCGAGUUCAGGAUGUGUAUUGACUACAGGGGUCUCAACAAGAUCACUAGGAAGAGCACUGAGCCACUUCCUAGGAUCGACGACCUGCUGGACAUGGUCCAGACAGAGAUGCACCGCAUCUUCAGGCCUUACCUGGAUAAGUUUAUGGUUGUCUACCUGGAUGAUAUCCUGGCAUUCAGCAAAACUACCAGGGAACAUGCGGAGCAACUGGCUCCCGUUCUUCGGUCGUUACGUGACAGCCAGUAUAAGAUUAACAAAGAGAAGUCCUCUUUUGGGUUCCCCUCUGUUAUCUACCUGGGCCACGUAAUCUCUGGAGAUGGUCUGGCUCCUGAAGCAGCCAAGAUUGCUGCUAUUCAGGAGUGGCCACAACCUCAGACAGUGAGAGAUGUUCCGUCCUUCUUGGGUCUGGCCUCAUACUACAGGAAGUUCGUCAGGAACUUUUCUGCAGUGGCUGCACCCUUGACUAACCUCACAAAGAAAGACACUCCCUUUCUUUGGUCCCUUCACUGUCAGAUGGCCUUUGCACGACUCAAACAGGCCUUGACUCGUGCCCCUGUAUUGAAGUUACCUGACCCCACUUUGCCUUUUGUCCUGACUACUGAUGCCAGUCAGUAUGGCAUUGGGGCAAUGCUUCAACAGGAUGAUGGGAAUGGUCUACAACCCGUGGAGUACAUGAGCAAGAAGAUCAAAACCCAAAAGCUUCAGGACUCCACCUACGAGAACGAGCUGUAUGCUCUUGUCAGUGCCCUAAAGCAUUGGAAGCACUUCCUCCUGGGAAGAUACUUCAAGAUCUUCUCAGAUCAUUCCACCCUGCAGUGGUUGAAGUCCCAGGGAGAGUUAAACAAGCUGGCACGAUACAUUCAGUUCAUUGACAUGUUUGACUUUGAACUGAAGCAUAAGAAGGGCUGCUACAAUAAGGUAGUUGAUGCCCUCUCUCGUAGGCCUGACUCUUUUGCAUUCAUCUCCUCUACUCACUCCUUUGGAGAGGAGACCCGUCAGACCAUUGCUCGCUUACUGCCUCAGGACCCGACUUAUGGACCCAUUGUCAGGAACUUGCAAGCUGAUCCCGAUUCUGAACCUGGCUAUGCGAUGAGUUCAGAUCCGCUGUAUACCUACAGCAGAGGGGAGGAGCGCUUAUGCAUUCCUAAGGAUCAGCAACUUAGGACACUGCUGAUGCCAGAGUGCCAUGACGCGCGUGGACACUUUGGGUUCUUAAAGUCGUAUGCAGCCCUGUCGCAGCGCUUCUUCUGGAAGGAGAUGCGGAGUGAGAUGUUGCACUAUGUGGAAACCUGUGAGCUAUGUCAGAGGAACAAGGUUCAGCGGAAACCUCCUCUAGGACUGCUCAAACCCCUAUUCAUACCUGAUGGUCCUGCUCAGUCUGAGGAGGAGGAGAAGAAGAAGAAAGGAGGAGGAGGAGAGAAGAAGACGAAAGGAGGAGGAGAAGGAGGAGAGAAGAAGCCUAAAGGAGGAGGAAGAGGAGGAGAGAAGAAGACGAAAGGAGGAGGAGGAGGAGAGAAGGUGAGCGGAGGAGGAGGAGGAGGCGAAGAGGAGGAAAGGAGGAGGAGGAGGAGGAGGAGGAGGAGGAGAUGGAUACGAAAGGAGGAGGAGGAGGAGAGGAAGAAGAAGAAGAAGAGGAAGGAAAGAGGUGGAGGAGGCUUCACCACGGUGGUGACAGAAGCUUCACGGGCAGCAACAAUGAGGAGGGCACAGACAGCAACGACGAGCAGCUCGACAAGGAGGAGCAGCAUCGACAGGCAGGCGUCGCAACGGCAGCGACGACAGGCGGGCUUCGCGACGGCAACGACGACGGGCAGCUUCGCAAUUGCAGCAAUCACGGGCUUCUCAAUGGGGAAUACCGCGUUCGAAUUCGAACGCGGCGUCAUAGCCCGCCAGAAGGGGAACCCAUUUCCUGGUGGCUGAUCUCAGCCGCUGAUCUUUGCAGAUCGGCGACUGGGAUCAGUCGCCAAAGAAGACCUUCCCACCCCCCUAAAACUAGUCCUAGAUCAAAACCAAAA
Chara braunii is the source of this 2285-nucleotide messenger RNA. Lineage: Eukaryota; Viridiplantae; Streptophyta; Charophyceae; Charales; Characeae. The record is from the annotation of a GenBank genome assembly.